Messenger RNA from Achroia grisella, 837 nucleotides. RefSeq names its product hepatic leukemia factor-like. Lineage: Eukaryota; Metazoa; Arthropoda; Insecta; Lepidoptera; Pyralidae. The coding region runs from base 196 to 837 and encodes 213 amino acids. The record is from RefSeq and is a predicted model, not a curated record. The transcript has a single exon. Gene Ontology annotation, molecular function: DNA-binding transcription factor activity. Gene Ontology annotation, biological process: regulation of DNA-templated transcription.
AACGGGGUAGCGUCAUUCGUCCUUGUAUUCCGUUAUUUCGGGGUAGCGUUUCCCCUCCUCUGCCCCUAACAAGCUCCGCCCCUUGACAACUAUGGGUCGCUUGGGCAUACAGAUAGACAUUCAUAGACAGUCCUUCGAGCUUUAUAGUGGUAUCAAUUAAAGAGUAACUUUUACAUAUUUAUUACAACAUUCAAAAUGUCACUGUGGACGCCAUAUGUGCAAGAAUAUGCUUUGGAUUUAAGCAACAAAAUAACGAAGAAUGAACAAGACAUUCCUGCAGCCCUUGAAAGUCCUCCGUUAGGCGCUACAUCGCCUACUUAUUUAAAUUUUGAGUACAGGCAGUGUGCUAUUUCACAAGUGCAGCAGUGUAUUCCAAUAAACCAGUGUGUACCAGUAAACCAGAUUUCACCAUAUUAUGUGAGCUAUACGCAUACGCCGCCUCUGUAUAAAUGCGACGAAAUACCACCAAACGCUGCACUAUCACCACCAGAAUCCGUGGAAUUAUAUGAUGCAGAGUCAUUGUGUAACGACGCAGAAUAUUUGGAAUUUGAAAAAGACGCCCUAAGAGUGAUGGCUGAAAAAAAUGGAGGAACACUAUUAGGACAUAAUCCAAAAAUGCGAAGAGCUAUUCAAACAAAUGAAGCGGCGGAUGACACAUAUAGAAAACAGCGCCAAAGAAACAAUUUCGCUGCGAAACAGAGUAGAGAUAGAAGGAAAAUGCGAGAAGUUCGUUUGUCGUUACAAACUACAUAUUUAAAAAAGAAAGUUGCAGAACUGAAAGCGUUGUUGGCUGCUGAUGUUUGCAGCCGUUGCAGAAGCCGAUUCCAUACGUGCUAA